UCAAUUUUCGUUUGUUUAUCUGGUUUUCUUUCGGUGAGCUCUUUCCAUCGAUCUAUCUUGCAUUCUUUCUCUGCCACUUAAGAGUUCUAAGAUAGAAAUAUAUGAAAAACAGCUUAUUAUAAGUGCAAUAGACUACCAUGACAAGUAAGAACCUUUCGCGGGGCAUCGUUUAGCUGCAAGAAAGAUAAAACGAGAUGGCAACUUUUACCCUACUGGUUUCUGCUAUUGUUGUUGUAAUGUGUCAUGCAAGCAAGGAAGAGAAUAUGGGUUCUGGGUCUACAUCGUGUGGAAAAAGUAUAAUUCUCCCCAAGGAAGACCGACUCAGCAUUUACUCCAAAGGUAAUGCUAAGGGUGGAUUUUGUAGUAUCCUGCUCCACGCUAUGGAGGACACCUCAGCUGACUGUCCCUACAGAUCUUUCUGUGUUGCUGUAACUCAGAUGUCAAUGUCUUCAUGCUCUGCAAAGAUUUUCUUAACAGGAACGUCUUACGAUGUAAUUGGAAUCAAGUCUAAGGAGAUUAGUUGUUUCUCCCAUGUUUACGGAGCCUGGUGUACACAGUCUAAAUCUUUGGAGAUCUCUGUGAUAGAGGACCCAACAAGUAAUAGUAAUUAUGGAUUUAACCUGACAGUCCUGUCUGAGUGUAGAUCAACAUCCUCAGGAGAAUUCGAUCCAGUCAAAGAUAAUACCAGCAAAAAAAUUGACGAGAUAGAAGCAGAAAUGAACCAGAACAGAAUUAUAGGCGUGGUGGUCGGUAUAUCUCUGGCUUGUAUGUUUCUGAUUAUUAUGUUUGUGUCAUACCAAUACUACAAGAACAAACCAACAUACAGACAACAACGAGAUAUGUAAAUGUAAUGUGCUUAGGCUGUAACUUCAGGGAAAAUCCACAGAACGGUGUCAGAACAAUUAUAUCAAAAGUUGUUAGUUGUUUUCAAGGAACUGCAUAACAUCUCUUGUUGUAACAUCACUUUUAGGCCAAAAAAGAUAUUGUUCUGUUUCCUGCCCCCAUAUCUACUCUAAAUUCUCAUGUCCACACUAAAAUAUUUUAUAGACAUUUUUGGUUAAUAAGCAAUUUUUAUUAAAAUGUAGGCUUUUUGGAUAAGCACCGUUGAAAUCCAGAACAUUCCACUUUACGUCCUUGAAAAAUAAAAAAAAAAAAAAUUAUUUUAACUUACCUUCCCUAUUAAUCUGUAAGGAAGCAAGAAACAGGUGUAUGAAAAUAUUGGCCUUAAAUGACACAUUUAUGAAACCGAAUAAGUUGUAAUUGUGGAUUGACAUAUUACAAUUAAAUAGGACAACUCCUCCCUUCGAAAAUAAAAAUGAAGAAUAAAAAUAGGGAUUCCCUUUUCUUUAUACAGACAAAUACUCAAUUGAAAUCAAACGUUUGUUUAAUAAGAGUUUGUAAUUACUAUUAGAAUAAAUUUUUUAAAAUGUAUUUGUAUGAACAGACCAAGAUAUUUGUGAUGAAGAUUUUAUAAAGUCAACACGUAUCUUUACAGACGAAUACUUUGUUUUUUUUCACUUUUUCUUUUCUAAUUUGUAUAUUUGAUAUUUGUGUUCAUUAUUUGAAAUGUUCUAUUAGAAUGUGAAACAUAUGUGCGUUGUUGUAUAAGGAAUACAUAGGAAGCGUUGAAAGAUAUGAAUGUUUGUUUGUUGGAGAAUUCUUAAAUGCAAUAGUUGUGAUUAUGAAUUAAAAAUGUGAUACUUGUAAUAGUUACUGGAUUUUUUAAUUACUUAUAACAAACAGAUUCAUUUACAUUCUUUGUUACCAUAGAAACUGGUACGGUUUUUUGGGAAAAUUUAGAUGAAAAGAAUAAUAAAUUAAUACAUCAUGGCUUUUUUUAGGACAUGCAGUGGAAAGAUUUAUUCAUUCAUUUUCUAGUUUAAAGAACAGUGACAUUAUUUUGCCCUAAAAACCUACAAAAACUAAACUCAAAAUGUUGUAUUGAUGUAAAUAUUUCUUUAAAAUACAACACUAGAAAGAAGUAAAAUCAUGCCAGCUUAAUCUUUUUAUUUUUUCGAUAAAUUAAAUGAUCUCUAUGCAAAUAUGACAUUGAGAAGCUAAAUCAAAGACAGUGUGCCUUUUUUUUUAUCUAAUUAUGUUAUGCAAAUACUAUGGUAUUACUCCUACGGCAAUUUUAAAUCAAACGUAUUUUACUAAUUGUACAAUUUUUUAUGUUUAAAGCAGCACUGAUCAUUUACACCUUAAUCCUUCAAGGUCAAAAUUUAUUGGUUCUUUUUUUUUAGUAGAACUUUCCAAUGAUAUCUUAAGUUAAGCGAAUUUUGUAGUCCUAAAGAAACAUGUUAACCUUCCUGGUUGGAGCUUACAUUAACUAAGUUGCUUUACAAUGUUAUACUUGCAAUCAUGCGCAGUCUAAACAAUGUCAAAUAUCUUGCAAUCGACAUCAAAUAGAAACCAGCACGUAUAAAUAAAGGUUUAAACUUUUCAUUGUGUAAACAUUGUCAAACAUUUUAUCAUAAAUCAUUGUAGAUUUUACUGACUAAUUUUGCUACUGAAUAAAACAUGUUUGUUUCA
Mytilus californianus (California mussel) is the source of this 2532-nucleotide messenger RNA. RefSeq lists its product as uncharacterized. The record is from RefSeq and is a predicted model, not a curated record. Lineage: Eukaryota; Metazoa; Mollusca; Bivalvia; Mytilida; Mytilidae. The coding region runs from base 195 to 845 and encodes 216 amino acids. The transcript has 5 exons.